Daphnia carinata is the source of this 1058-nucleotide messenger RNA. RefSeq names its product trypsin alpha-3-like. Gene Ontology annotation, biological process: proteolysis. Gene Ontology annotation, molecular function: serine-type endopeptidase activity. Lineage: Eukaryota; Metazoa; Arthropoda; Branchiopoda; Diplostraca; Daphniidae. The record is from RefSeq and is a predicted model, not a curated record. Bases 109 to 915 code for a protein of 268 amino acids. The transcript is spliced from 8 exons.
CGAUUGACCAACGCAUAUUAAUCGAACUAAUAUAACGCAAAACUAAUUUCCUGGGACGUGUUGUGCCAGUUAGACGUUCUCCGUAUUAACUCGCGCGUAUCACCGAGAAUGCGAAUUUCUCUCUUAGUAAUUGGAUGCCUUGCGGCCGCUGCUAUUUCAUGGCCCACAGUGCAAGCAGGAAAACAUUCAGCUGAUGACGACGAUGCUAGCGAAUCUUUUGUGGGAACUCCGGUUCGUCGUGGCGCUUUCCCAAGUGUGGGUGCGGUUUUAUUUGAAGGGCGUCAAAUUUGUGGAGCUACGUUAAUCAACAAUAACCAUGUCUUGACUGGAGCCGACUGCGUAGCAUUUUUAUCUGGUGUGCAGAAAACCAACGACCUUGCAAAACUUAAGGUUUACCUGAAUACCGUCGCUCUGAAAACCUACAAUCCCGGAGCUGUCAUUAGCAAUGUUCUUCGUGUCAAAAUUCACGAACUGUACGACAGAAAGACUAAAGCUAACAAUAUUGCUGUGUUGACUUUGGACGGCAAUGUGACGACGCUCUAUCCAUUGAGUCUUCCUGCGGAUGGCACAACGGAUGACUAUGUUGGCAAAACUGGGACCAUACUUCGUUGGGGAGCCACAAAAUCAGCAUCGACAAGUCACAAAAUUUUAUUGCAAGUCCCAGUAACCAUCAUCACCAAUGAAGCGUGCAGCAAAAAAUAUGGUUUGAAGAUAUCCAGCUCUUCCCUGUGUGCCUCUGCAGGUUCUCAAGAAGGACUCGUUUGCCAUGACGAUAGCAACGGCGAACCUGUCAUUGUUGAGGGACGUCAGAUCGGCAUUAUGAGCUGGGGGAAAGGCUGUAUGGAUUUCAAUUACCCAGGAAUUUACAUGAGGAUCACGGCUUACAUGGACUGGAUUAAAAAGAAUUUUUCUUAGCUACGCCAUUGCUUCGGCCACCGUCUUUGGUUUCUAUUCCUGUACUUUGCCUACAAUAUUCGUAAUAGGAGGAAACACGCAAAAAUAUAUGAUUAAAAACCUUGUUGCUUGAAAUACAAGGAUGUUGGAUUUGGCUCUGCAAA